This is a messenger RNA of Miscanthus lutarioriparius, 456 nucleotides long. The record is from the annotation of a GenBank genome assembly. NCBI's taxonomy places the organism in Eukaryota, Viridiplantae, Streptophyta, Magnoliopsida, Poales, Poaceae.
AUGCCGCUCAGUCCGGUCGAGCCGUCGGCGACGACCGCGCCAUCGCGCGCGUUCUGCUUCGGCGAGCGUCGCGGGUCCUCCGCCAGCGACUGCUUGAAAUGCCUUGCCGCUGCUGCCCAGGACGUCGCCGACGGAUGCCACGGACGCCGCGGGGCGGUCUGGCGCGCCGGCUACUUCCUGUCGUACGCGGACACCAACGCGUCCACGGCCCGCGAGGACGCGUGGUGCGGCUGGUUCUACGACGACGACAGCGACGACACGCUGACCGCGGCGCUGGGGACGUGCGUGGCUAUCCGGGACCGCGGCGGAGUGAACGAGUCGGCGCAAGUGGUUCCAGCGCUGAAGGAAGGGAGGCAGCUGUCGUUGUCCACGGCGACGUGGUGGUGGUCGUCGGCUACUCCUGCUACCUGCGCGUCCCGUUAUCCCCUCCAAAGAUACGGUGACCGGUGUGGGUGA